AUAUCCACCCAUCUCGCUCCGGAUUAUCCAAACAGGUCCUUAGAGAGAGAGAGGACUCACUGCUUACCAGUCGCCAUUGACACUCUAGGCGACAACAUUGAUGGCUUUCUCAUUCGCUCAAUACACUCUCUUCUCAAAACCAUCUCUCUUCCUCCAUAGAAAUGGCUUCAAAAGCUUCUCUUUUUCCAUUUCCCUAUCUCGUUUUUCCACUUCUACGGCUGUAUCUCCGGACAGUCUUCGCCGCCACAAGUCGAGGCAACCAGCGGCUUCACUUCUCGAGCUCGGUGGAGUCAAAAUGGCCAAAGAUGAUGUGGUGAGGGAUGACCCAACGAACAAUGUUCCAGAUUCGAUAUUUUCCAAACUUGGAAUGCAGCUUCAUAGGAGGGAUCAUCAUCCAAUUGGGAUUCUGAAGAAUGCAAUAUACAACUACUUUGACACCACUUACUCGGGAAAGUUUGACAAGUUUGAUAAUCUCUUCCCAAUUGUUUCCGUUAAAAUGAACUUUGAUGAUGUCUUGGUACCUGAAGAUCAUGUGAGUAGGAGUUACAAUGAUACAUAUUAUGUGGACUCUCAAACUGUCUUAAGGUGCCACACCAGUGCACAUCAAGCUGAGCUUUUGAGGAAGGGACACACCCAUUUCCUUGUCACUGGAGAUGUUUAUCGUAGAGAUUCUAUUGAUUCAACUCAUUACCCCGUAUUCCAUCAGAUGGAAGGGUUUCGGGUUUUUACUCCAGAUGAUUGGGAGCCAUCAGGCAUGGAUGGAACAUCUUAUGCAGCUGAGGAUUUAAAGAAGUGCCUUGAGGGUUUGGCACGCCACUUAUUUGGUUCUGUGGAAAUGCGCUGGAUUGACACUUAUUUUCCAUUUACCGAUCCAUCAUUUGAACUCGAGAUAUAUUUUCAGGAAAAGUGGUUGGAGGUUCUGGGUUGCGGAGUGACAGAGCAGGAAAUAUUGAAGAGGAGUGGCAAAACAAAUAAUGUUGCUUGGGCUUUUGGACUUGGAUUGGAGCGUUUGGCCAUGGUCCUAUUUGACAUCCCAGACAUCCGACUUUUUUGGUCAUCUGAUGAGCGGUUUACAUCUCAAUUCUCGAAAGGCCAGCUUGGGGUAAAGUUCAAGCCAUUUUCAAAGUUUCCUCCUUGCUAUAAGGACAUGAGUUUCUGGAUCAAUGAUUACUUCACUGAAAACAAUCUUUGUGAAAUUGUUCGAGGAGUUGCUGGAGAUCUUGUGGAGGAGGUGCAACUGAUUGAUAAUUUUACAAACAAGAAAGGAAUGACUAGUCAUUGUUACAGGAUAGCAUAUCGAUCCAUGGAGCGUUCACUUACAGACGAUGAAAUUAAUGAGUUACAGUGGAAUGUAAGAGAACAGGUGCAGAACAAGUUGAACGUUGUUCUGAGAUGAGAUUUGCCACAUGUCCUGAAACUAAUAAUGUGACUCUCAUCUUGUAAAAUUCUUCCCAAAUUUUCGAGUUAUAGGUAUUCAUUUCCUUUGACAGACAAAUUUACAUAAUUGAAAUCCAGUUUCUUCAAAUAUGUUGCCAGCAUUUCAUGUAUGCUUAGGUAAGGAUCUGGCAAUGGUAGUUGUGGGUUUUGCCAUAUAGAACGAGGGGCUUUCGUUUCUGAUCUUCUAGUCCCCUAUCCUGAAAUGAGAGCUACAUUUCUCAUUGAGAUCUAGCUAUGUAACUUGUCCUUAAGGCAAUCAUUUUCAUUUAAGUGGACAUGGAUUAUAUUUUAAGCUAAGGAUUUGUGCUUCUUUA
This is a messenger RNA of Camellia sinensis, 1751 nucleotides long. RefSeq names its product phenylalanyl-tRNA synthetase class IIc family protein. Lineage: Eukaryota; Viridiplantae; Streptophyta; Magnoliopsida; Ericales; Theaceae. Gene Ontology annotation, molecular function: ATP binding; phenylalanine-tRNA ligase activity; tRNA binding. The record is from RefSeq and is a predicted model, not a curated record. Gene Ontology annotation, cellular component: mitochondrion; cytoplasm. Gene Ontology annotation, biological process: phenylalanyl-tRNA aminoacylation.